UUGACCCCUACAGGUGUGUGCGAGAGCGAGAGAUAUCGAUUACAUUUGCAUAAUUGAUUCAGGAUAUUAUUUCACUGAUGGAUCACCAAGCUACUCCCCCCAAACCUUCUCUUCCUCUUCAUCCUCAUAUCAUCAUCAUAGCAUACCCAUUUCCAUCCCACAUCCACUCCAUGCUCAACUUAGCCCAACUGCUUUGCCUCUCCCACCUCAAAGUCACGUUCAUCACAACCGUCCACGCGCGAAACAACCUUCUGUGCUUCUCCGAUGUCAUCUCCCGCUUCCGCUGCUACUCCGGCUUCCGUUUUGAGACGAUUCCCGACGGCCUCCCCCACGGCCUCACUGAUGAUCACCGGAGCUCAGGCGUCGGCAUAGUACAACUCCUUCAUUCUCUCUCGGCCACGGCGAAACCGUUCCUGAAGGAGAUCGUCGUCACCUCCGGCGGCGAGGAUAGCGCGCCGCAGAGGUGCAUCAUCGCCGAUGGAUUCGCGAAUUUCGCGGUUGAUGUUGCGGAGGAGGUGGGCGUUCCCAUUAUUUCGUUUCAUCCUGUGAGCGCCGCCGCUACUUGGGCGUAUUUUAGCAUCCCUUCUUUGAUUCAGGCUGGCGAGCUCCCCUUCAAUGGAAAGGAUAUGGACGAGCCAAUCUUAAGUGUUAAGGGUAUGGAGAAGUUGCUUAGACGCCGUGAUCUUCCCGGCAAUUGUAGAGUGGAUGACUUAGAAGAUCCAUUUUUCAAGUUUAUGAUGGAGUUUCGAAAAUGUUUUCGAACCAAACAUCACAUAAUCAACUCAUUUCAAGAACUCGAGGGUUCGACACUCGACCAGAUGCGAAUCGGUGACAUGUUGAACGUGUACGCAAUUGGACCGUUACAUGAAUUACUACGAAACAAACUUGGUAGUUGUAAUGUUACAUUGACCACUUCUUCGAAUGGUUUGCAUGAAGAUGGCAAAAAAUGCAUGGAUUGGCUUGAUAGGCAGCCGCCAAACUCUGUUUUGUACGUGUGCUUCGGGACUCUAACUUUGGUGAGCGAAGAAACCCUCGCGGAGUUUUGGCAUGGGUUGAUGAAUAGCGGGCAGCGUUUUCUGUGGGCUUUAAACCCGCGAUUGGUUCUGAACAAGAAAGUAGAGCGCGGAGAGGUUCCGACAGAAAUCUUGAACGGGUUAGAGGGACGAUGUUGCGUUGUGGAGUGGGCUCCGCAACAGGAAGUGCUGGCACACUCUGCUGUUGGAGGGUUUCUGACUCAUUGUGGAUGGAACUCCAUUAUGGAGAGCAUCGUUGCCGGGGUGCCAAUGAUCGGUUGGCCUUUCUAUGCCGAUCAACAGGUGAAUAGUAGGUUUCUUGGGGAGGUUUGGAAGAUCGGGUUAGACAUGAAAGACACUUGUGACAGACACAUAAUUGAGAAAAUGGUGAGGGAUCUAAUGGAGGUGAGGAAAGAUGAGUUCUUGCAAAGAGCUAAGCAAUUUGCAAAUUCUGCUAAAGAAUGUGCAAAAGAAGGUGGUUCAUCUAUCUCUUCUUUAGAGAACUUGAUUGAAGAUAUAAAGAGAAUGUGAAUUGUAUUGUGAUGAAUUGUGCUCAGCUCAGCUCAUUAUAUUUUUAGAUUAAU
This is a messenger RNA of Ipomoea nil (Japanese morning glory), 1597 nucleotides long. RefSeq names its product 7-deoxyloganetic acid glucosyltransferase-like. The transcript is spliced from 2 exons. Lineage: Eukaryota; Viridiplantae; Streptophyta; Magnoliopsida; Solanales; Convolvulaceae. The record is from RefSeq and is a predicted model, not a curated record. Gene Ontology annotation, molecular function: UDP-glycosyltransferase activity. Bases 78 to 1544 code for a protein of 488 amino acids.